AUGAACAAAGCCACUGACAUCUCGUUGAAAUCAUUCCCCUCUAACACGGGCUUAAAACCCAAGGCCACUCUACCGCAAACCCGGGAAACCAAUUGCCACUUCCUAACGACCGAACCGACCCCACCGAAAAACACUCAACCCAACUCGUCAUCGAAUCUGUUUUCCAGCAGCAGCUACAAUGUGCAGAGCGGAUGUGCGGCUGCAACAACAUCCAAAAAACAAGCCCGGUCUCCAGUCCGUAGUUCGAAGAACUUCAUGGGGUGCCACCCUCCAAAAUGCCCAACCAACCCCAUUGUCGCCGUCAACUCUACCAGUACUCCAAAGCUAUCGUCUGGCGGCGCCAGAUCAUCUUCAAACCACGUCGGAGCUGCUGACGAACUUUGCACCAUCUCGCAGUUGCCAUCCCCAACGGAAAGAAUCACUGCUUCUAGAUCGGAAAUAGUUUUCGACAUCGGCUUCAAUAUUGGAGAUGAAUCCAACACAUCCCCCGGUGAAGGAGAGCCAUCAAACAAAAUGGGCAACAACACUGCUGAUGACAUUCUGCCGUUAUCUUCAGAGAAAACGAUGGCAACGGUCAGUGCUGCUCUUUCCAGUGUGGAUCGUCAGGUUUUAUCAAUUGCUUCGUCAUUCCUGGGCCACGCCAUCCGCUCCAACUAUAUGGACAAAAGCAUCAAAGCCAAGAAGAAGGUUAUCAGGAUGCUGUUGGUCAUUAUUAUGGAAUUCGUUGUGAGUUGGGCCCCGCUACAUAUACUAAAUACGGCCCAGAUGACAACCCAGCGGAUGCGGAAACCCUCCCAAUCCCUCUUCAAAUUCCCAAACUACCCAUUCCGCAGACCAAUCUGCAGAUCAUUCCAUUCAUCUCAAUGAACGUCCCAUAAACUACUACAAAAAUCAGUUAAGGUACACUGGGGCAAGUGCACGAACGGGAAUAAAACAUCAACUAGGAGCCAUGUACUCGGGAUGUACAUCUUUAGUAGAAGAAGCUGGAAAUUGUGAAGAUUUUAAUUAUUAUUUAGAAUGUUAUGAGUAUCAGAUAGCUGGAUAGAUUAUGAGAUCAGUUAUGUGCCAGGACAUCGUCUGCAUGAAGGUUACAUGACAGGUUGUGAAGCUUUCCUUCCUGGGAUGUUUUGUAGUGUGCUAUGAAAAUUUUAAACCAUGAAAAUAUGAAGGUACAAAAUACAAUAAUAUAAAUAUAUAAAAGCACGAAAAUAAGAAAACUUUAUAAUAUGUAAAUAAGAAACAUAAAAAUAUGAUGUAAUAAACGUAUAAAACUUGCUGUAUGAAAAUAAAAAAAAAAUGAAAACAUGAAACUAAAAAAAUGAAGAUACAAAAAUAUGACUACAUAAAAACAUAAAAGCCUGAGAAUCAGGGUUUGCAGAACCGCUCUCAAUAGAUAACGAACAACGAUAAAAGAGAGGCAAAAACUGUUCCGAAUCAUAACAAGCCAUGAUAACAAGUUUAUUAAACUUGUCGGAUAGGCAGCCCCCACAGAAAAAUAGUGAUUCUCACUUUAUUUUCGCUCAUUUCAUGUUGGUUACUGCACAGCUGUGUAUAACAAGUUGAAAUGCAUCAUCAGAGCCAGUGCUCCCCGUAUUUGGAGCUUUGUAAAAGAAAGUUAUCAUGGGGUAUAGCCUCCCGAAUCAGUUCUCUAUCAUGACAGCUUGCGAGAAAAGUUUCUCACGGUAUGCUACAUAUCGUAUUUGUAUACAGAGAUGAUAAGUGAGAGACUUGUUAAUUCUCUUUAGGAGUCAAUCCCUGCUGAGAAUAUGAAAAUAUUGAAAAUCUGAAAACAUAAAAAGUGAUACAAAAGUAUAAAAUUAUUAAAAUAAGACAAUAUGAAGAUCUGAAAAUAAGAUAAUAUAAAAAUAUGAAAACACAAAAAUAUAUAACAUGAAAAUAUGAAAGUAUAUAAAUUUAAAUAAUGAAAAUUAAAAAAUACGAAAAUAUUUAUUAGCAUUAGCAUUGUUACGGUGUAAUUCGUAGAUUGGACACUAGUGAUACUCAUGUUUUACUUUUAAGAUCCUUAUCUAGAAUACUAUCAGAAAUCAAGAAGGGGAGUGGUCCUUGCUCCCAGUCUUAAACAAAAAUAACAAAAUCAUGAGGAUUACUACUCCUGGCCACGCCCAUCUUCACCGUAACUAGGGAGAGGAAAAAUGUGUUGAUGUAGUACUUACUUAACGAGAGGCCACCGACUUAGCGACACCCUCAUAAGUACCACGGAGUUGGAUAAUGAGGAAGGUAUUCGUUGGGUCAGGAUUUGCCUGUAGCUGGCAAUGUAACCGUGGUAGAUCUUAUUCCGUAGCACACCACGUAAAGGUGUCUACCCAGCGUUACGGGUCAUUUAAAAAUACGAAAACAUGAAAAUAUAGAAAUAUGUAAAUAUGCAAAUUAAAUUAUAAAAACAUGAAAGUAUAAAGAUAUGAGAAAGAUAAGAAGUUUAAAAUAUAAAAAUUGAAUAUUAGAAAUUAUAACAAUCAGGAGGGGGUUCCGUAGCGUAGUUAGCUACACGUUCGCCUUACAAGCGAAUGGUCAUGGGUUCGAUUCCCAG
Messenger RNA from Armigeres subalbatus, 2548 nucleotides. RefSeq lists its product as uncharacterized. Lineage: Eukaryota; Metazoa; Arthropoda; Insecta; Diptera; Culicidae. The coding region runs from base 1 to 867 and encodes 288 amino acids. The record is from RefSeq and is a predicted model, not a curated record. The transcript has 5 exons.